Molecule: messenger RNA, 1378 nt
Organism: Hypanus sabinus (Atlantic stingray)
Lineage: Eukaryota; Metazoa; Chordata; Chondrichthyes; Myliobatiformes; Dasyatidae
Product: Golgi apparatus membrane protein TVP23 homolog B-like
Exons: 7
Coding region: 136-759 (207 amino acids)
Biological process (GO): protein secretion; vesicle-mediated transport
Cellular component (GO): Golgi membrane
Source: RefSeq, a predicted model, not a curated record
AAUUUUUGGAACGUCCGACCGCUACGUUCCGAAAUAGAACACGGCCUCUCCGGCAGGAGCCGGUCACCCUGCGGGUCCUGAUUGGUAAACAAGCGGCACGUGGUAAGGAAGUGCUGUCAAUGGCGGAGCGCCGUGAUGAUGCGGCAGGAGUCUAGCGAUGAUGCGGAAGACGUGUCGCUAUUUGAUGCUGAAGAUGAGGGGCGGCGAACACCGAAGAAAAAGAAGAUCCGACAUCCAGUGGCAUGUUUCUUCCACCUCUUCUUCCGAAUUAGUGCAAUAGUUGUCUACCUUCUUUGUGAAUUCCUCAGCAGCAGCUUUAUCGCCUGCUUUGUGACAAUAAUUUUGCUCCUAUCCUGUGACUUCUGGACUGUCAAAAAUAUCACUGGUCGGCUGCUAGUGGGGUUACGUUGGUGGAAUCAGGUUGAUGAUGAUGGAAAGAGUCACUGGAUCUUUGAGGCCAGGAAGGCUUCAGGAACAGGGAAGAGAGUGUCUUCUGAAGCUGAAUCUAAAAUAUUUUGGCUGGGAUUAAUCAUCUGUCCUAUCAUGUGGGUCAUUUUUGUCUUCAGUACUUUCUUUUCCUUUAAACUGAAAUGGCUGGCUGUGGUUAUUAUGGGCGUUACACUACAAGGGUCUAAUCUGUACGGUUAUAUUAAAUGCAAAAUAGGAAGUGGGAAAAAUUUGACCAGCAUGGCUACCUCCUACCUAGGCCGCCAGCUUUUCAAAACGGCAAUAAAAACAGAGGAGAAAGCCGAUUCGUAAAAGAAGGUGGUCAUUUUGGAAAAUAAAUGUGACACACUGUAUUUUCAGCACUGUGAACAGCUGAUGAUUCACAACAAUGGCAAUUUUCAGAUGUUCUCCUUUCCUUAACAUUCACAAGCCUGGCAGAAAAUAAUUAUCUUUAUGAUUUGUUACUUUUUUAUUAGUUACUCGAUUAUUGGAAGUUGUCCAUCUCAACUCAAAAUCAAUUGUGUGUGAUUGAGCAUGAAAUGAACUUUAGAAGGAAAAAAUAAUUUUAGAAUCAUUCCAAGUUGAUAAUCUGAUGUAACUUGAGUGAGGGUAUUCUUGUAACACUUUAGAAAAUAGUGGGUGGGGGAAUGCGGUUGAUGGCAAAUGGGAUCUAGCUAAUGUUUAAAAAUUUUAUAAUAAGCAUACACUGAUGCUGGUGGAAGGAGAAUAUGUUUAGAAAUGCUAUGUGUUUUCUAAUACUAGUGUAGUGAAAGAUCUGUAAAACAUCUCUGAAGGAGCCAAGAUUUUUAACAGCAUGCAUUACAGCAUUAUGAUGUUUAGUUUAUAAAGUAGAACAAUAAAUACAUGUUUCAAUACCUUACAUGUCAGAUUGUAAACUAAGAAAAUUAGUCAAAAUAUACUUUUAUAUGGA